Messenger RNA from Marasmius oreades (fairy-ring Marasmius), 1086 nucleotides. RefSeq lists its product as uncharacterized. The transcript has 5 exons. Lineage: Eukaryota; Fungi; Basidiomycota; Agaricomycetes; Agaricales; Marasmiaceae. The record is from RefSeq and is a predicted model, not a curated record. Bases 59 to 718 code for a protein of 219 amino acids.
CUUUGUCCCGCCUUACCGUCGUCGUCGUCGUUCUUCACACUCUCUUAUACUAACGAAAAUGAUCUCCAAAUUUGCUCUCGUCGCCCUCACGGCCACCGCCUCUGUCAACGCCCUUUCCCUUAUCACCCCUACAGAUGUAAGGUCUGCCACUCCUCUGGAGUUCGCCUGGAAUUUCGACAAUAGCGACCCCCUAUUCUCACUCGAACUUUUCCACCCAUCGUUCAGAAACGACUUUGCUUUGGCUAAUAACCUUGACCCUGCUAGUGGUGGUACGAGACUUAUUAUUCCUACUGUGGAGCCUCGGGACAGCCAAUAUGUCAUUCGUGCCGUGAACGUUAGCAACGUCAAUCAAGAGUACGCUCGUACCGGCAACUUCGCCGUUGGUGAUACCUUGUCAACAACCGGUUCCGCCUCUUCUACUGGAUCGACCUCUUCGGCAACCCUCCCUCCCUCUGGCCCAACAACGACUGGCAUCCCAAGCAACACCAACACGGGCACGUCAAACACGAACACGAACACGAACACUUUGAAUACCAACACCAACACGAAUGCCAACACCAACACCAACACCAACACCAAUACUGGUUCGACAACGGGCACUUCUGACAGUGGGCCCACGAACACUCCCCAGAAUGGUGGUGGAAACGGUGCCAUCUCUGCUGGUGUCAACUUUGCGGCUGUUGUUUUCGGAGCUGUUGCUGCUGCCGGCCUCUUCUAAAAAGGUGUAUCUGGAAGUCUUGAAAUCCACCUGACGGGUACACGCACGUAGAAGGGGUUGGAAUGGAAUUAUUUUGUUUGGUUUUGCGUGGACAUGGACUUCAAGUUCCAUUAUAGUGGAACACAGACAUUAUUUGCUGUCCCCUUUUUUUUUCUUUUUUACUUUUCAGUUUUGGUUCUUUUUUUAAUUUGACUCUUCUUAGCUACUUUGGUACCUCGUACGUGAUCGUCACUUGGUAGUAACGUACUUGAAGGUGGCUUUUUUAUGUUGUGUUUCUAACUUAGCAUCCUCGUUUUGUCGUUGCUAUUUUGAACAUGUCCUGUCUUUUCUCGUGUAUCCAGAAUGUGUAUAGGGGCUUGCGUGCAUGA